Cyphellophora attinorum is the source of this 1716-nucleotide messenger RNA. RefSeq lists its product as uncharacterized. The transcript has a single exon. Lineage: Eukaryota; Fungi; Ascomycota; Eurotiomycetes; Chaetothyriales; Cyphellophoraceae. The coding region runs from base 1 to 1716 and encodes 571 amino acids. The record is from RefSeq and is a predicted model, not a curated record.
AUGGCGCUCUGCCGGCCCACUUGCUUCCUCCGACCCCGACAGGCUACCUUGCCCUCCAUAUACGCAAAUGCCUUCUCUGGCCGCCGACCUUUUGCGAACAAGUCCUCUCUGCUACGCCUGUCAAGACCUCCUGAUCGACCACAACUGCCGUUCCUGUACUCGAGGGCGAUUCCGAAGACAGGCUACACCCCCACGAGUCGCUAUAUCACUACAGAAGCAAAGGGCAGGUGGAAACAACGCAUAAAGAAUGCUCUCAAGAUUGGUGUAGGCUUUUGGACCGCGGUAUUUUUAAUUGAAUGGCUCAAAGUAGGCAUUAGUCACACCAAGAUCGAGAACGAAUACCCGACUCCGCACGACUGGAGCUUUUGGUCAAGGUGGAAGUUACGGAAAGCACACUGGAUUGCCAACGGCUACGAGGGAGAGGGCGUGAGGGUCUAUAUUGACUGGGGCGAUGCUGGAAAGGAGUUCAAGGACCUUUUGGAACGUCUUGAGAAUGAAAGCCAAGAUGGACAAAAUAUACUCAAGGGAGAAACCCUGGUUGCGGGUGUUGGUCGGACCGGGUUUGAUGUGAGCAUGAAGUCAAUUCCCUGGCGGAGAGGGUAUUUUCAGGCUUUGAUGGGCGCGGCGAAUGCAGCAGAACAUCUAGAAGACAUGGUUCGAAAGAAGGGUGGGAACGACGACAUGCUCUAUCCACGAGAAAGCAUUCCAGGGCCUUCAAAUCCUAGGCCGAAGCCUAUGCGGCCAGAUCGGUACGGUAGGCGCAAGUCCGUGCCCAACGAAGACGAAGUUGAAAACGCAUUCGCCCAGCCUGAGGUCUACUAUAUGAAGAUCAUGACCACUAUCGGGUUCAGCAGCAGUCAGAAGAUUGAUGCUGCCCUGGCUUACGCGGAAUGGUGCGAUUUCAAAGGCCUUCACGAUACUGCCCGAAAUAUGUACGACUGGGCGCUUGAUAUCGGUACCGCAGCGCUCCCUGAGUCGGCAGGGCAAGUCGUCAACAAUAAGACAGGGGCGAUUAAUGCUGGAAAGGAUGAAUUUGUGACGAGCAACCUCUUCCGAGUCACGACCGCGCUGGGCGUUCAUCAAGCACAAAUCGGAAACUCCAGGGACGCUCUGGCAGUCUUUUUGAGCAUUCUCAGAGCAAGGAAGACACUGCCUGCUGCGCCUCAGGAGCCGAAGGUACAAAAGACCAUCGGCCCAGAGAAACAUCCGGUAUGGACCUGGAUUGAGAUACUCAAGAACUAUCUGCUCGACAAGCCAUAUCCUAGAAUAUCUUCAGAUGGAGAUGAGCGCCCAUUCCACACGCUGAAGGAAGCUUGCGAAGAAGUUGGACUCAUGACGUACAUUGGCGAAAUCUUGUUCGCGUCAGGCGACAAGGAGAAAAUCAAGGGCUUGAGUUGGACGCGCGACAGUGUCGAGGCCGCCGAAGCUGUGCUCUGGGUCAUGGAUGAGCAAGGCAAAAAGAAUGGCCGAGAGCGAUGUAAAGAAUGCCUGGAAACGGGACUGAAGAAUUGGCAGGACAUGACAGUACAAAUGUCGCGAUUGUCAAGGCGGCGGAAGGAAGAGGCCGAACAAUAUCAAGGCAUUCUAGGGACUGGACUUGGGCGCGGAGCGACCAUCAAGCGGGCGGAGAAUGAAGUAUUGAGGUGGCAGGAGGAGGAACAUCAAAUCGACUUGCGACGGCAGAAGACGCUGCCACUUCUGAGAGUGCAAGCAUGA